Messenger RNA from Bombus pyrosoma, 2955 nucleotides. Its product is annotated as J domain-containing protein DDB_G0295729. The record is from RefSeq and is a predicted model, not a curated record. Gene Ontology annotation, cellular component: nucleolus. Gene Ontology annotation, biological process: regulation of ribosome biogenesis. The coding region runs from base 820 to 2943 and encodes 707 amino acids. Lineage: Eukaryota; Metazoa; Arthropoda; Insecta; Hymenoptera; Apidae. The transcript has 4 exons. Gene Ontology annotation, molecular function: nucleic acid binding; telomerase inhibitor activity.
GGUUACAUGGUCAUUUCCUCGUGUUUCGUAUUAAACUCGUUCCACGAUACCUUUAUUCGAAGCGUUUUCCUCAACUUAUCGAAAUGCAUUCGUCAAAUGUAAUUAAUUUCAUCAAAUCGGAAUUAAUGAGGCCAACACGUGCGAGAUUAAGUAAGUUCGACCAUGACGUGGUACGUAUCUAAAGUCAAGGUCAAUGUAAUCACACAUCUGAUUUAGCUUCGUAAAAUUGAAGUAAUUGUGAUAUGAGAUUAUGUGAAUUUUUUUUAAUGUUACUAAUUAUAAAAGAUUUUGUUAUUAUUCAAUUUAUGAAAUAACAACUUCUACUACUCUACCGCGGUAAUAAAAAUAGAGCGUCUUUAUUCAGAAAAAAGAAUUUUGAGAAACUUAAAAUGAAGAAACAUAAAAAUAAUUGGAGCAUUACAAUAUUUUGCAAAUGAAAAACAAAAAUACGACACAAUUAAUUUUAUAACAAUCUCAUAUAACUAACGCAAUAAUAUUAUUUGUAUUGUAUACAAAAACGUAUACAAAAAAAUUAUACUAGAUUUCGAAUGUAAAUUUGCAUAUAACGAAUAGAGUUCGAAAGAAUUACGCCAUUUUUUAAAUUCAAAUUUAAAUACCACUGUGAACGCGCUUUAAUAGAGCAUCCUAACCAAAGCAGUGCCGCAAAUUUUGCGUCAACGUUGCGCUCGCAUGUUUCAAUCAUUUGAUACGAUAUUUGUGCGAUUUUUAAAUUUAGUAGAAAACGUAAACUAAACUUCCUGCAAUACUUAUCAAAUGCCAAGUUCUUUAAUUAAUUAUUACUUUAAAACUUAAAGUAACAUGUCUAUGCUCGCGGAACCACGUCGAAAACAAAAAUGGACACUAAAUCCACGAGGAAAAGAAUGGAGCGAUGAUUCGAACAAAUUCGGGCAGAAAAUGUUGGAAAAGAUGGGAUGGACAAGUGGCAAAGGACUCGGAGCAAACGAACAAGGUAUAACGGAGCACGUGCGUGUAUCGGUUAAAAAUGAUACAACAGGUAUUGGAUAUAAACAGAAUGCCUUGGACGAAGCAUGGACAGAGCAUCAAGAUAGCUUUAACGAUUUUUUACAGAAACUUCAACAAAAUGAAUGUCACAAUGUAGCGCAAACAGAGGAAAGCAAAGGUGUAUUAAGUGGAAAAUCGUUAGAAUUGAAAUCUAAACAAAGCCGUGCUCGUGUUCAUUAUCAAAAAUUUACAAGGGGGAAAGAUGUAAAUAAAUAUAGUUCAAAGGAUUUAGCAAAUAUAUUUGGCCAAAAAGAAUUGGAUGUAAAUAAAAGUAAUAAAGGCAAUGCCGAAGAAAACUCUGAUUCAGUUGGCACUUGUGAUAACAGAAACGGUGUUAUCACUAUAAAUGGUGGUAAUAUGGCAGAAUAUUUUAUGAAGAAAGGUCAGGAUUUUUCUCUGUCAUAUAAGAAUAAAAAACAACAGGAAGACGAUAUAGAAGAGGAAUCUGAAUAUGCUGGAUUUGGAUUUGCAUCAACAUCUAGAAAAGUGAAAUGCCAUGAUAAUAAGGAAAGUAUGGAAGUUAGAAGUGUUUGUAAUUACGCUUUUGAAAAUCCCUGUGUAGAAUUAAAUAGCCCUGAAAAUAUUUCAAAUUCUAAUAUUGAAUCUAAAUUUUCUAACAAAAAAAAAUUUGAUGACAAUGAAUUACGUUUAAGUAGCAAGGUUAAGAAAUUUAAAGAGAAUGGUGUAAAUGAAAAUAGAUGUGCGAGUGGUAUUAUCAAUGCCGGCUUAAAUUUAGAAUGUCAAGCUGAUGAAGUUUGUAAUGGAAAAGAAUUUGAAAUAUCUAGAGUACAAUUUGGCCUUACAAAUUCAGCUUUAGAUCUAAGUGAUGAAAUAAAUGAUAAGAAAAGGGUAACAUUUAAUGAUCAUGUAGAAUAUAGUACUGAUUGUGUAAAGAAAAAAAAAACAUUAGAUAAAUAUGAGGUUGAAAAUAAGAAAGCUAAAAAGAAGAAAAAAUAUAACUGUGAUGUUAAUAGCUCAGUGUUAUCUGGUUGUGUUAAUGAAGCUUUGGAUGUAGGAACACCUGAGGAAGUACAUGAUAAUGAAGUUAAUGAACAUAAAAGUAAAAAAUCUAAAAAAAGAAAAAGAAGUCGAUCGAAUUUAGAAACAAUAGUAGAAACGCCAGAAGAAGAGAAAGCAUACGAAAAUGAAACAGAGACUGAGCAAACCAAAAUGGAAGAUUACAUAACUGAUGAUUGUAUACUUGAAGAUGUCUCAAGUAAGAAGAAAAAAAGGAAAAAGUGUAAGGAUAAAAUACAAGUUACCACUGAGAAUAGAUGUGAUGAAGAAGAAAGUAUGGAAAAAGAAACAGCGGCAAACAUAAAUGUAAUACUUAAGGAAGAAGAGUGCAAAAUUGAUGAAACUCAAGAGAAUAUUUCUAAAAGCAAAAAGAAAAAGAAGAAAGAUAAAGUGAGACAUACUGAGCCAAACCUUGAAAUAAACGAGGAUAUAACUGAAAUUGAAGUUGAACUGGAAAAUGUAAAAGCAGAGAAAACAGAAUUAGAAACUGUGAAGGUAAGAAAAAAGAAAUCUAGAAAGAAUGACAAUGUAAAUGAUCUUAGUUCUACAACAAAUGUACCAGCCAAUAUAAAAGACGAAAAGGAAGUUUCAGAUAAGGAAAAUACGAAAAAUAUAAAUGAAAGUGAAACAGAAAAACCGGAGAAAGAGAAAAAAUUUAUAGAUAAAUCUGCAAAUUAUUCCAUAGAUGGUAAAAAAUUUGUGAAACAAAGGGAUAAGAUAUUUACAAAUACACGUUUGAAGAAGUUCAAUAAGAGAAGAUCUAAUACUUCAUCUAGGUCUUCGAAUCAAAGAUCCAGAAUGACGAAGAAAGUAUUGAUGUCUCUAUUUUACUCAAAGUCAAUCUUAGAUUUUCCAGGUUCUAACAUGCAUGAAAUUAAAGGAUAUGGAGCUGAUCAACAUUAAAGUGUAAAAAAA